UGAAGCGAGCAGGACUUCCUCAGUCAGUACACAGAUGUGUGCAUGAUAAACUGGAAGCACAACAAAAAUCAUUAGAAGUCGAGGAUGUCUGUGUUUUAGGGAAAACUUCUGAAAAGGGGCAGCAGAUAUGGCUGCUGCUGCUUUUUUAUUCCUCUUUGCAGGGAGUUUUGCCUUUUCCUCACAUCUCAGUGGGAAUCUGGUCUCUGCAUCAAGAUCUUUCUCCAUAGACUACAAGAACAACUAUUUUCUGAAAGAUGGAAAGCCUUUCCAGUACAUCUCAGGAAGUAUCCAUUACUCCAGAAUACCWCGUUACUACUGGAAGGACCGCCUGGUGAAGAUGUACAUGACUGGACUCAAUGCCAUCCAAGUGUACGUGCCUUGGAACUUCCACGAAGCGACCCAGGGAGUSUACAACUUCACAGGAGACAGAGAUCUAGAGUACUUUUUGAAGUUGGCCAACCAGACGGGCCUGCUGGUAAUCCUGCGUCCUGGACCGUACAUCUGUGCAGAAUGGGAAAUGGGUGGGUUACCGGCAUGGUUACUUCAAAAACCAAACAUCAUUCUUCGCUCAGCAGACACAGAUUACCUGGACGCAGUUGAUAACUGGCUUGCUGUCCUCCUCCCUAAAAUCAAACCUUGGCUCUAUACCAAUGGGGGUAACAUCAUCACUGUCCAGGUUGAGAAUGAAUAUGGUAGCUACUACGCUUGUGACUUCAACUACAUGCGUCACCUACGAACGAUGUUCCGCUUCUUUCUGGGAGAGGAUGUCGUCCUUUUCACCACUGAUGGAAACACAGACAAGGAAAUGACAUGUGGGACUCUGGACGGAUUAUACGCCACGGUGGACUUUGGCACAGAUACCAACAUAUCUGAUGCCUUCAAACGCCAGAGACGAUUUGAACCCCAAGGACCUCUGGUAAACUCAGAGUUCUACACAGGCUGGUUGGACCACUGGGAAGAUCAGCAUGCUGUGGUUGACGCUCAGAAGGUCAGCAGAGUUCUAGGAGAAAUGCUAACCAUGGGGGCCAACGUCAACAUGUACAUGUUUGAAGGAGGGACUAACUUUGGCUAUUGGAAUGGUGCAGAUCAUGACACUAGGUUCCGCUCAGUGGUAACAAGUUAUGAUUACGACGCCCCGCUGACCGAAGCAGGAGAUCCCACAGACAAGCUGUUGGCCAUCAGAGAUGUCAUAAAGCAGUUUAGAGAAGUUCCCUCUGGACCCAUGCCACCGGCAACUCCGAAAUUUGCCUACGGUUUUGUCAUGCUGAAAAAGGUUGGAAACAUUAGCAGUUUGUUGGACACUAUCUCUCCUCUGGGUCCAGUCCGAUCUGAGUAUCCUCUGACGUUUGAAGAGAUGAAACAG
Austrofundulus limnaeus is the source of this 1363-nucleotide messenger RNA. RefSeq names its product galactosidase, beta 1-like (gene glb1l). The record is from RefSeq and is a predicted model, not a curated record. Gene Ontology annotation, biological process: carbohydrate metabolic process. Lineage: Eukaryota; Metazoa; Chordata; Actinopteri; Cyprinodontiformes; Rivulidae. Gene Ontology annotation, molecular function: beta-galactosidase activity.